This is a messenger RNA of Ostrinia nubilalis (European corn borer), 1169 nucleotides long. RefSeq names its product retinol dehydrogenase 11-like. The transcript has a single exon. The record is from RefSeq and is a predicted model, not a curated record. The coding region runs from base 110 to 1081 and encodes 323 amino acids. NCBI's taxonomy places the organism in Eukaryota, Metazoa, Arthropoda, Insecta, Lepidoptera, Crambidae.
AGAUAACCUGUCGUGUAUCAUAGUUAUCUAUCCACAGUGACCGACGGACUUUAAAUAUACUCGUAGUAAGUAUUAUCAUCAGUUUAUUAAAGACGAGCGAUCGUUGACAAUGUCUUCAACAUUUCCACGGCAGUUAGUGCUCGCAUUUUUAGCUGUGAAAUUUAUUUUCAUCAUAAUCUAUGAGACGCUGACCCGAGGAAAGGGAAAAUGCAAGUGUACAACCAAACUUGAGGGGAAAGUCGCCUUGGUCACUGGAGGUAAUUCUGGAAUAGGGUUUGAGACAGCCAAAGACUUGGCCAGAAGAGGAGCAACAGUCGUCAUUGCUUCUAGAAACAUAGAAAAAUCCGAAGCAGCUGUUAAAGACAUCAUUGAAGCUACUGGGAAUCGAAACGUCUUCUACAAGAGUCUCAAUCUUCUCAAAUUCUCUAGUAUAGAGAAAUUCGCUGACGAAUUCAACAAAGCCUACGAUCGGCUUGAUAUACUUGUGAACAACUCUGGGUCUUCAUUAGCUAAGCAGUCCCUGAGCGAAGACGGUGUAGAAAAAGUGAUACAAACAAACUAUGUAGGCCCAUUUCUUCUGACGGAGUUGCUUAUGGACAAAUUAAAGGCUUCUCAACCGAGUCGGAUAGUGAUAGUUGCGUCGGUAGCACACGAAUUCCAUGAUAUUGAUGCAGAAGAUGUAGUUGGAAUGAAACCGGCAGGAGUUUGGACGAGAUAUUCCAAUAGUAAAAUGUACAAUAUCCUUUGGGCAAAAGCGUUGGCGAAACGACUUCCUAAGGGAGUAACAGCAAAUGCCUUGCAUCCAGGGGUUGUGAAGACUGAGAUAUUUAAUGUUUUAUCAAUUAAGGUUAGGAAUAUAGUGCUGUGGGUGAUAGGGACAUUUUUCAAGAACUCCGAAGAAGGAGCUCAGACUACGAUCCAUUUGUGUGUGGCACCAAGCCUCGAGGGGGUUUCUGGGGAGUAUUUCGAAGAUUGUAGGAUGAGUGCAGCUAACAGAGUGACGAAUGACGAGAAGUUAGUAGAUAAAGUCUGGGAGAGCACUAUGACGUUGGUAAAAGAUCGACUGCCUAAGUCUUUAUAGCUUCACUACGCAUAACUGUAGCAUUAAGAGUUUUAAGGUUAAAAGUAUGAGUAAAGUAGUAUGUGAAUAAUUAUAAUUAUUUCUAAAA